AUGUUUUAUACGCUAUUAACUAUUCUUUAUGAUGGUCUAAAAGAAAGCACUCAAAAUCCAAUAGACAAUGACGAUUUACUAGAAGAAAUGACUUGAGAACAAUACGCCAUGAAUAGCUUUGUGGCAGUUUUAUGUGUGCUGACCGGAGGUCUGGUCUCCGGUCUCACAGUUGGUGUUAUGGGAAUUGAUGAAAUUGACCUUCUUCUGAAAUUAGAAGUUGGAAAAGAAGACGAAAAACAACAAGCGAGGCAAUUAAUUCCUUUAAUUAAUCAGCAUCAUUUAGUGCUCGUAACUCUUUUGCUUGCAAAUGCUAUUGCAAUGGAAGCUUUACCAUUAGUUUUAGAUGAAAUGUUUGACAAAAUUAUUUCUGUGCUUUUAUCAAUUGUUUUUUGUGUGAUUUUUGGAGAGAUUAUUCCUCAAGCUUUUUGCACUGGGCCUGACCAAAUUAAAAUAGCAUGCAGGAUGGUGCCAGUGAUAAAAAUACUGAUAAUUUUAUUAUUCCCACUUGGGUAUCCAAUAUCAAAAUUUUUAGAUUUAAUCUUUGGAAAUGAUCAUUCAGCACACAAAUUAAACAAUGAAGACAUCAAAACUCUGAUUGCAUUGCAUCAGUCUGAGCCUGAAUCCCCAGCAAAAGAAGGCCAUGGGCUUGCUCCAAGUCAAAUCCGUAUGAUACAUGGUGCUAUCGAUUUAUAUAAAAAAAUCGUAAAAGAUUACAUGAUUCCUCUCGAAAAAGCUUAUUGCGUGAGCAAUGACUUAAUGCUGUCUAGGAAAGCUGUAUAGUCCAGGCCUACUUUUGGCUCCGGCUAUAACGAUGUUUCCUGACGUCGGAAGGGGAAUUGGAUUUACCAACAUUUGUUGGUAAAACCAACUCCCCAGAUGGUAAAUCCACUAUAUAUAUCCAAGAUUUGCCAUCAGGGGAGUUGGUGUUUUUAUAAUAAAUGCUUGUAAAUCCAACUUCACUUUCGAAAUCGGGAAACUUCGGUAUAGCCCGAGCCAAAAGGAGGCUCAUGCUAUAAAAGGAAUUAUGAAACAAGGGUAUUCAAGAAUCCCAAUUUUUAAAGCAGAAAAUAAUCACGAAAUCAUAGGGAUUUUAUUGACCAAAAAGUUAUUAUGCGCAGAUAAUCAAAAAACCAUUGCAGAUGAGCCAUAUCUAAUGAAACAGCCUAUAAAAGUAAGAAUUAACGAUACAAUGAUGGAUUUAUUAGGACUAUUUUUAGCGGGGAAAAGUCAUAUGGCUAUUGUUAUGGAUGGUGUGGUCCCUGCAGGGCUAAUUACUCUUGAAGAUGUAAUGGAAGCAAUAUUAAAAGAAGAAAUUUUAGAUGAAGAAGACCAUGAUGAAAUCAUUAAAGUUGUUGCUGAAGCAUUUGUGAAAUCUAGGGAAAAGAGAGGAAACUUGUUACAAAAAGUAGUGAAAGGAAGGAGAAGGAGCUUUUCAAAGGUUCAUUUAAGAAUAAAAAGCUUAUAA
This is a messenger RNA of Blepharisma stoltei, 1465 nucleotides long. The record is from the annotation of a GenBank genome assembly. NCBI's taxonomy places the organism in Eukaryota, Ciliophora, Heterotrichea, Heterotrichida, Blepharismidae.